UGCUCAGUUCUUACCAAAAUGCAGUUCAACAGAAGCUUUUAGUAUUGUGUUGGGCCUGAUGAACCACUGUAUGCAGCGGAUGGUGUCGGAGCUCGUCCUGCUCGUUCCUCUGCUGUUCAGACUCAGACAACCCGGAGCUGACGCCAUGAAGCUGGGUCCAGCUGUCGAGGAGGAGAACUGGUCGGCACUUGAACGUGUCUGUUUCAGUUUGUUCAGGGGGCGUUUACAGUCCCAGCCGGACAAAAGAAAGAGGAUGUUGUCCUUGAUCCAGAAUCAUAUACCCAUGGCAAAAGAGAAGCCUCUGCUCCUGAUCAGCUGGUUAUCUCUGGUCGCUUUUGAAGAUAUUCCUGAAUUUUCCCACCUGACGGGAAUACAUGCAGAGCACCUGAUCCAGAGUCUGAUGUACAGACUGAGAGCACGUGGAGACACGAGGGAUAACAACAGAGCACAGGAGAACAUAAAGUAUACUCAGAACACCUUGAGUCAUGUGCUGCUGAAGGUGGAGGAAGAGAAGAACAGGAUGAUAGAAGCUGGAAGCAUCAACCCAGCUUUCAAGAGCAGCAUCAGUGUGAUGAACAGCACGUGUGGAAUUGUGCGUCUCGUCCCCGGGUACCAGGCUGCGGUCCUGUCCUACCAGCUGGUGUUGAAGUUGGCAGAGAUCUUGGACGCUAAACUGAGGAAAGAGUCUCCAGAAGAUGAGUUAGAGACCUUAAGGCAGAAACUCCUGGAGGAGCUACAAAGCGUGCAGGAGCGGAUCAGUGAGUGGAGAGAUGGACUGCUGCAGAAACCCUUUCUAACUCAUCAGAGAUCACUCUCCUACCCAAAGGAAAUUGAGAUGUGGGAUGCGCUGCUGAAGGUCGAAUGUUCCCUGGAAGAUGUUUCAGCCCGCCGGAGGCUGAACCUCACAAAAGACCUGAAGAAGAGGAUUUCCGAGGCAAGUGAGCAGGACAGAGUGCUGCUCUGCUGCCAGGAGCCAACCUUGGCAACUAUAAAGAAAAGCCAUGAAGUUGUACAGACAUGUUUCAACGAGCUGUGUCAGGCUGCUAUCAAGACAAUCUGCCAGAGGGGAAAGGAAGGAGAGCUGAUGCAGAGUCUCAGCUCUAAGGUGAAGGAUCUUCCUCCUGUUGUCAUGUCUGCCCUUGUUCUUGAGUCAGCAGCACGAUUCAGAGACAACUCUGUCGUCCAGCUGCUCGAUCCACAGUCCGCCAUGAGCCACCUGCUGUGUUACGCUGACUGGAAGUCGAUCCAGGUGGAUGACGCAGCUGCACAGGUCGUCAACAGCUGUCAGACUGCAGUGCACUCUCUGAUGGAGUCUCUGCUUCAAGGACACGUUUCAAAGGGACACCUACAGAUCUGCCUGGAUCAUAAAGAGCAGUUUAAGAGACUCUACCAGCAGUACCAGAGAAACAACAAAUCUGAGACAGUUCGUGUUGAUGCAGAGGCUGUUUUGGCACAGAGAGAGAAAGAUUUGAAUGCUUUCGUGGUCCAGAACCAGCAGAUGGAUAUACUGAUAAAAAUGAUAGCAAAGGUUACAGAAAGCAUCUCAGUUCCUGAGAUGUCGACACUUGAGAAGCAGCACACUGCAGAUCUGAAAAAUACGAGCCUGAACAAACUGGUGCGUGUUCAGUCCUUCGAUGCUGAGGGGAAGCUGGGGAAGACAGGCCCUCCUCAGGUCCUUUGGUACAACCCCAGUCUGAAGGUCCUGAAAAUGGCCUGCAAGAUGUACAAACUGCAUCACAGCACCCUAAUUCUGUCCUCCUGGGUAAAGGGGGCUGCGUCUUUGGUGUCAGCGAGGCAGCCGUGCUCAGCUCCCGUCUCGGUCACCCUCACCCAGGUCUGUGAAAACAUCUGGGAGCCUCUGUUGACAGAGUUCUCUCGGCUUGGUGUCAGCAUUGCAAAUGCAGACAUCACUUUCAAGCAGCUCGAUCAGGUUUUGAUGGAGUCUGGCGACAUAGAAGAUGGAAAACUAAUGAAGAAGGAGCUGAGUCUGAUGUCUGAGACAUUUAGCAAAGAGUUCAGACCUGAGGAGAACUGGGUGGACCUGAGACUCAGUCAGAUCCAGGAGUAUCGGCAGCUCCUCGAGGCAGCGGCUGCAGCCAGUGCAAUGCUGAGAAUUGCAGCAAAAAUGAAGCUUUCUGGGAAUUUCACAGAAAUUGACACUCUCAGUCAACUGGAAGAAGACACAUUUAAGCAGAGGGCCCUGAGCACUCUAAGUGAUGACCUGUUUCAUGCCAAACGCCAACUCUCAGCAGUCACCAAGCAGCACACUGCCUGCCUGGAAGAGUUUCUAGCGAGCCAAACUCUGGUUACAUGGGUCAAAGAGAAUCUUAAAAAUAUGAGCGAGGUGAAGGUCUAUGUCGAACUGGCUUCCAUAUCUGCUGGAGAGAAUGACAGAGAGAUCGAUCAGGUGGCCUGUUUCCAUGAUGCGGUGAUGGGCUACGCUCCUCUGCUCUUCUCCCUCUCCUCUCAAGCUGGAUUUCAGGAGUUCAUGAAGUGUGCACAACAGGUGUGGGAGACCCAGAGUCGAGAUGAGAAGCUGCCGGACAAACUGAGAGAGUCCACUCGAUUGCUGAACUGGCUGCAAACACUGAAGGAGACCCACGGCUCCGUGGAACAGUCGUCUCUCUCUCUGGCUACUUCUAUUAAUGCUCAUGGAGUUUAUCACAUCGGAUGGAUUGAUCAGAGCACAGAAAAGAGAUGUCUACAAAACAUGGUACAGGUAACAGUGAAAACAGAUGAAGUGGAGAAGAGCUACAAGCUUGAAGAGCUGCUGGAGCUACAGAACAAACUCAUGCUCAUGUCGUCCAAAGGGGAGCAUGGCCGAGAACAAGUCAACAGGUUCACAGAGGUUUUUGAAGGAGUUCAGAGACUUGGUACCAUCCUUCUUCAGAUGCAAACAUCUGGUAACAUGCUCUUCAGGGAAUGGCAUGCAGAGGUCCAGUGCUGCCCACAACAGCAACCAUGCAUCAAAGUUACCUUCUUAUCCCUGAUGGGUAAAGAGAUGAUGUACAGCGGUGAGGUGACUGAGCAGCUACAAAAGCUGGCUCACUCCAUGGAUAGCUGCCAAAGUGAAUGGCGUUCCUUCAUCAGUGAAAUGCGCUCCAGGUUCAACUUGCUGAACCACUACACCUCAGAGCAGAUGGUCUACCUAUGCCACUGGAUACACAAAGUGUGCCAACGGCAGGUAUCGGUUCCUGCACAGCUAUGGCAUUUACUUUUCCCCAUAAAACCUCAGUGCACUCUAACUGAUGUCAGAGUUGCAUAUGCUAACGCAGCAAGUAUGACUUCAGAGCAUGAUGAAUUGGAAGACGUUGAGUUUGAUGAUGAAGAUCAGUAUUAUGAACCUCUUAUUGACUCAACGCCAGCUUCAUCAGUACAGAGUGAAGAGGACAUGGAAGAGGCUCGUGAUUUAAUGGAGUUUUCCUCAGAGGAUGAGGAUGAUGGUGUCAUGAACUGUGAUGCUGAUGGACUCAGAGAGCACGAUGAGGACAGUCUUGAAAAACUCUGGCGUAAAUUCAAGGACGACAUGCCACAGUACCUCAAUGAGUACUUGGACAUCUCAACUUUGGCCAACUUCCUCUCAUGCCUCUCUGAAAUGAACCAGCAGCACAUGCUCAGGAGCCUUCCACCAGUCCUCCAGGAGGGAAAGCCCAAUCUUGUGCUUUGUCCCACUGCAGAGGUUUUUACCACCAUCUUGUCUUUUUACAUGGAGAGUCCAGAGCAGCCUCUGCCAUCUACUGAUGAGGUCCUAGUCUGCAGAGAGGAAACCACAGAGGAGGAAGUGGAGAUCUUUUUCCGCCUGGCUCUUAGCCAGGGCUUCCGGAGCAACUCGCAGAAGAUACACUGUCUUGUCAAUCCAGGGCUGCUGGGAUAUGAUGUCAGUGUGGCCCUGGGGGAGCUCUUUGAGAGUCUUCAGAGAAGUGCAAACCCAUAUUAUCGUUUGGUCAUAGUCAGUCCGGUAAUGCACCAGCACAGAUAUGUCCCCUCUUUCUUCAGCAAUGACAAAGUACAGGCUGGAAUGAGUCUAACAGCAGAGAAUGCCAGGAAAUAUCUGCAUCACCACUUCACACAAAACAUGCUCCCACACAACCCUGUUACAGUUGUUUCUCCAGAUCAACUCUCAGUCUGGAUGGUGUCAUCUUCACGUCCUGCAGUUGGGAAAUCCCUUUAUGUGGAUCGUUUGUUCGAGAAGUUCCAGCAGAAAUCUCCCAGAGCAAAACACAUUAGGAUCAGACUGAUUGAGCCAUGCGUUGAUAUUGACUCCUUGAUUAAGAGUCUAUCAGAGGCACUGGCACCCAUAAAAGAACAGGACCCGGUUCUCCUGCACAUUGACACAGCUGGGGUUCGUUCAGGUCUGGAGGAGCUCCUGUUCCGUCUGUUAAUCCUGGGCUGUUUGACCAACAGCCAUGGGAUGCUGUGGAGGCGGAAUGCAGCUCACUUGAUCACUGUUGAGGUCUUACGAGCACCAACAUUGCAUCAAAACCUGCCAAAACAGGUGAAGCUUGGACUUAUUGACAUUCUGCCCACCAUCCAUUGCAGACCCCCAAAAGAGGUGAAGCAGUUGUUGGCCGGUAAAGGGUUGUUGAAAAAAGAGAAAUUUGAUCCACUCAUGGAUGAACAGGAGUUUGGCAGUGAAGGGAUUCAAAGGCCAUAUCAAUACUUACAGCGUUACAACAAGAAUCAGAAUCUGGAUCAUUUUAACUACCAGGAUGGUUCCAGAGUAGGAGAUCCUGUUGAUUGUGUCAGUCACUUUCUGUUCUAUUGUGGACUGCAAAAUCCAUCUUGGGCAGAGCUGAAGAACUUCUCCUGGUUCCUAAAUGUGCAACUGAAAGACUGUGAGAACUCAGUUUUCUGUGAUCCAGAUUUUCUGGCUGACCAGCUGCCUGGUUUCAAAGGGUUCAUUGUGAAGUUCAUGAUUCUAAUGGCAAGAGAUUUUGCCUCACCAUCUCUGAACACAUCUGAUCAGAGUCCUGUGCUGCACAUCGAUAACAGUCUGGAGGAUGACCUUCUAGCCCGUCUGACAAUUCGUAAGCAUUGGGAAAAUGAGUCUCAUCCAUACAUUUUCUUCAAUGCAGACCGAUCCUCAAUGUCUUUCCUCGGCUUUAAUGUGAAGAUGUGCCCGAGACGAAACACACUCAACGCAGUCGAACCUCACAGCCCCAAGGUCCUGAUAGAAGAUGUGAUGUCAAGACAGCUUUUUGAUGAUUUGGAGCGUCAAAGGAUCUGUCUCACAGAAGACUUUGAUCAGCUGCCCCGGCCAGACAAAAUCAAGAGGAUUUCAUGCGUUGUUGGUGCAAAGAAAGGAAUAACAGACAGACAAUUUGAUCCAGACCCAACAUAUGAGCUCACUGCUGACAAUGUGAUGAAGAUGUUGGCCAUACACAUGAGAUUCCGGUGUGGAAUUCCAGUUGUCAUCAUGGGAGAGACUGGCUGUGGAAAAACUCGAUUAGUCCGUUUCCUUUGUGCCCUGCAGAGGGAGGAAAGAUCAGUAGAGAACAUGGUACUGGUCAAAGUACAUGGUGGAACUACAGCAGAGAUGAUCUACAGAAAGGUGAGGGAAGCAGAGAUACUUGCUGAGAAGAACCAUCGACUGCACAAGCUAGACACCAUUUUGUUCUUUGACGAAGCCAACACAACAGAGGCCAUUUUUGCCAUCAAGGAAAUCCUGUGUGACCGAUCAGUGAAAGGGAAACCUCUGAGGGCAGGCAGUGGGUUGAAAAUAAUAGCUGCUUGCAAUCCUUACAGAAAGCACUCACCUGAAAUGGUGGAACGUUUGGAACGUGCAGGUUUAGGAUACAGGGUGAGGGCAGAUGAAACCGAAGACCGUCUUGGCAAAGUCCCUCUGAGGCAGCUGGUGUACAGAGUUCAUCCUCUCCCUCCAAGCCUGGCGUCUUUGGUAUGGGACUUUGGUCAGUUGAGUGAUUCAACUGAACUUUCUUACAUCAAACAGAUAGUCCAGAAGAAAGUUCAAGACCAUCGUUUGCCAGUAAUAUGCACGGACAUCAUUUCAAACGUGCUGGGAGCUUCCCAGAAAUAUAUGCGGAGUCGGAAAGAUGAGUGCAGUUUUGUGAGUCUCAGGGAUGUGGAAAGGUCCAUGAAAGUGCUAGUUUGGUUUUACCAGCAUAGCACAAUCCUUUUCAACAACUGCUCUCAGCUCAGUGAGGCCCACAAAACACUGAAGUGCUUGAUUCUUUCAGUUGGAGUCUGCUACUACCCCGCUCUGGUGGACAAAGAACAGUACCUCUCUGUAAUCUGUAGGUACUUUCCAGACCCCCUCUGCUCUUCGGCAGCAUUGCAGGAAGAGAUUUCAUCCUGUCAAGACAUCUUCCUUGAGAACAUAAAGACAAGGGAGACCAUUGCCAAAAAUGUUGCACUCAAAGAGAAUGUGUUUCUCAUGGUGGUUUGCAUUGAGCUCAGAAUACCACUCUUUCUGGUUGGUAAGCCAGGCAGCUCCAAGUCCCUUGCCAUGCAGGGCCAGAGUUCUCACUGUGAGCUAUUCAAGAACCUGAAGCAAGUUCAUAUGGUCUCCUUCCAGUGUAGUCCUCACUCAAGUCCUGAGGGCAUCAUAGGGACAUUUAGAAACUGUGCCCGCUUCCAGAAGGACAAAAACAUGGAUGAGUAUGUAUCAGUGGUAGUGCUUGAUGAGAUAGGCCUAGCUGAAGAUUCUCCUCAGAUGCCCCUGAAGACCCUUCAUCCUCUCUUGGAGGAUGGUUGCAUUGACAAUGACAAGCCAGAUCCACACAUGAAGGUUGGAUUUGUCGGUAUCUCCAACUGGGCUCUUGACCCAGCAAAAAUGAACAGAGGCAUCUUUGUGUCCAGAUGGGAUCCAAGUGAAGAUGAACUUGUGGAAACUGCCAAGGGAAUCUGCUCAUCCUCAAAGCAAAUUCUCCUAAAAAUCAAGCACCUCUUCCCAUAUUUGGCAAAGGCCUUCUUGAGCAUCUGUAAAGAGUCCUCAAAAAAUCAGUUCUUUGGUUUAAGGGAUUAUUAUAGCCUCAUCAAAAUGCUCUUUGCCGCAGUCAAGUCCACACAACAGGAACCAGAUGGCAGACAGCUGGUAGAGGCCAUCUUGCGUAACUUCAGUGGACAACCAGAGGAUUUUGACCCUGUCAUAUUCUUCCAAGAGGUUCUCCAGAACUUAAUGGAAAAUCCCCGACCAAGCACCUUGCAGAUGGUGAAAAAAAAUCUUGACCAUGACACCAACCAGGAGAGCCGUUACCUCCUUUUGCUGACCACCAACAAUGCAGCUCUCCAUAUCCUUCAGCAACAGAUCUUUGCCAACGGAGACUGUCCACCACCUGAAAUAAUCUUUGGCUCAGGAUUCCCAAAGGACCAAGAAUAUGCCCAAAUCUGCCGUAACGUCAACCGAGUGAAAACAUGCAUGGAAACUGGGCGUACUGUCAUCCUUCUGAAUAUGCAAAAUCUUUAUGAAAGUCUGUAUGAUGCCUUGAACCAGUACUAUGUUUACCUCAGUAAGCAGCAGUAUGUUGAUCUUGGUCUCGGCUCCCACAGAGUCAAAUGCCGUGUCCACACAAACUUCAGACUGGUGGUAGUGGAGGACCAGAAGAAGGUCUAUGAGCACUUUCCCAUGCCCCUCAUCAACAGGCUUGAAAAACACAGGGUGGAUAGGAGUACUGAUCUGGAAGCAUGGCAACACAGGGUUCUCCACAAAUUGAGGGAGUGGGUGAAGGAAUUCUCAGGUGAGGAUUCAGAUUUCAACAUGUCUGACAUUUUUGUUGGCUACCAUGGUGAUGCCUGUGCCAGCGCUCUCUUACAAGCACUAGAAAGGAGAGCACAAAAAGCAGAAGACAGUGCAGUAAGUCAACAACAACAGGCUGAGAAAGAUGACUCCCUAAAAGAAGAUGAAUCAAACGGGACCCAUGAAUCAAAGUCAAACAGACAAAAGAAGGAAAACAAUGGGGAUGAUGAUCAGUUGGGUGAAGAGAUGGAUGUACAGAUUGCUGAAAAUGAGCAAGACAUUGAGUCAAUGGAAAAUAAUGAUGAUGAAUCCACUGAAAUGUGGGAUGAUGAGCACAAAGUUAUGUCUGAGAGUGAAGAAAUGAUGGAGACUGAAGACAAUGGGGAAAACGAGGAAGAAGAAGUCUUGGAUUUAGCUAAAUGUCUUUUGUUGAACUGUGCCACCCCUGACGGAGUGUUGAGGCUCAAGUAUUCAGAUUUAGCAAAACAGGAGAAGGAAAAACUCCAGAAAAUGUACUUCCAGCAACAGCAUCACCACUCUCUCCGAGAUUUCCUUGAAGAUUGUCUGACCAAGCAUCAGGGGUCCAGCAAGUUUCUAGAGAUUACAACAUUCUCCAGCUUGUUAACAAGAUCAGAUGUAAGGGUUGUAGCCCAUGCCCUGGGACUUCAUACGGACAGGAUCCUCCUGCUCUCGCUGCACCAGUUUGACACUGAGGUCUCCUUCUGCAACAAGAUACGGGGCUUCCAUCAAGAUGCUGGUCACUCUCUUCACAUCCUCUUAAUCCAGAUGGACCUCGAGGAAUCCCAGUGCAGUGCUGAGCUCAUAGCUUCAGCAAAAUAUUGCACCAUGAAUUACUUGAUGUCACUCGAGGAUCAGACGUGUUGGGUGAUUUUCAUUGUGAAGGUUUCUCGGAUCCCAAGUCAAUCUCAGUACAUCGGUUUCCAAGGAGGAAUCUGGCAUUCAGUGCAUAUCGAUGACCUGAGGGAUUCAGAGGACAUGAGCCUGAACUUGUUGGGUUUCUGUGGAACUCUCAUUAGCAACCUACUCAAUCCUGCACUGUCAGAACAUGAUGACGAUGGAGAAACAAUGAGGAAAACAAAAGAUGCCCAGGCAGAUAGAGUCCACCUCCACAGCCUUUCCUUAGUGCGAUCAUGUAUCCAAAAAGCUGUGGGUUUACUGAGGGACACCAACGGCACAACGUCGCGAAGCAUGCAGCGGAUACAAAUCCUUCUGAACCUUCUGGGACCUGGUCUUGGGAACACCAGAGAUCACUUCCAGGAGGUGUUGUUAAGUAGACUGGCAGAAGCUUUGGCGCAGAGAGAAACACUGAUGGACUCUCCUAAGGAGUGGGUGAGCAGAGAAGCCAAGAAAUGUCAGGCUCUGCAGGAGGGGGGAACUCUGAGGCAUACACUGUGGCGUUGUCUGCAGUCCACUGUGACACCAACAUUGGCCAACAUGUUGGAAGUUAUGGACAGGUAUGCCAAUCUGGACCUGCUCUCUGAUGGCAGGCUUGGCCAGGGCCUGUUAAAUCUGUGGCUGGACAUCCUGGCAGAUUCACAAAUAUUGGACCUUGUAGCUCCUCAGAACCAAAGUAAAUCAGACCAGGAGGUACUUGUGCAGCACUACUUCAUCUUGGAUGGUGAAGAACAACCCUGCGCUGCUGCGUUCAGCUGGCUCAUCAGACAGCACCUUGAAAGCCUGUGGGACGAAUCAGAAUUUAUGCCAGUAACAACAGAGGGUGGCACAGGGAGGAUUCUCCAGUUUGUGAGCACCUUCAACAACAGCAGGCUGGGCAGUCACUUACAGAAACUCACAGCCAAGGAGAGGCUGGAGUAUGGCCGCCACUACCUACAAGACUUUUUGCUGCUUUCAUUGAAGAUCAAGUCAAAGGACGAGCUUAGGGUGCUCACCAGGGCCGUGUUGGGAUGUGUGUCCGAGCUUCAGACGUCCAUGGGUGCAGCCACUGACCUGUCUCCUGCUUGGAUAAUGGCUGCUGUCAAAUAUUUUGUCCCAAGACUGGACACUCUCUGCCACAUAUUUCUGCUGCAGCCACUGCUCAUCACUGACGUCUUACAGAAGGGCGAUAAGAUGGAGCCCCAAGUAAUGGUGGAGGACAUUUUAGCCCUUGGUGUCUGUGUCGAGCAGAUACAACUUCUGAAUGUGACGUCCCUGCAAGAGUGCGAGGCCUUUGUGAGCAGAGUGGAGUUCCUGCAGCCGUGUUUGGACAGAGCUUUCGGCCAGAAAUACAGAACUCUCUGUAGCGCCGGCUGUUUGCAACAUCUGGACGCCAUUAGAUCAAAGUGGCAUGGGAUGCUGACUGUUGCUGCUUUCAUCCAGCACGUCAUUUUUAAAGUUAAACAGAAUGACUCAAGAUUGAGUGAACUAGCUCUCACACACUGCAACCUCCACCUGAAUCUGAUGCAGGAGUCACCUGAUAUCAGCAGUGUUGACACACUGCAGCAGCUGAUCCGGAUCCUCAAUUCUUUUCAUGACGAGUGCAUCAGCAGGGACCUGAGGUUCGGUAUUUCCUGCCCAGUUUGUCUUGAGGAGUUCACAGAGCCGUGUGUGCUGCCCUGCCAGCACGUCUGCUGUCUGUUGUGUCUCCAGCGCUGCAUUCAGUCAAACAGACGUUUUUGCCCUAAAUGCAGAGCGGACCUGCCGCCCGACUUCAAACCGGCUGUUUCUCAAAACAUCAAGGCAGCUCUUCAGCAGCAGGCAGCCAUCAGGGACUGCUGUAACUCCUUCUUCCUGGAGGUGGUGUCCAGGUUCUGUCUGUCAGAGGGGCAGCAGCCUGGAGAGGGAGUGGUGGAACUGCUCUUCUCCCUACUGGUCACUGCUAAGGGGGACGUGUACAGGACGAGAGAGCUCACUCCUUUCCUGGAGUGUGUGGAUAACAGUCCAGUGGUGAGAUCUGUGCUGCCAAAACUGCUGCUGCAAUACAGUUUUGACCAGGUGAAGGCUCACAUUCAGAACUACCUGAAGAACCUGGAGGAGAAUCUUCUGCUCAGUGAAGAUCGCACUGAACUCUACCUGCUGUUUGUCAACUGCUUCCAGGACUCUCUGCUGUGCUCAGAAGCCAGAGAAGUGAAGCAGAGCGGAGAACAGCAGAGACAAGCAGAAACCAGAUUCCUGAGCCGGAUGGCCAGGAAACAGACUCCAAACCGACAAGAAGACCCAGCAGAGUUCCUGCUCAGCGUCGCCAGGCUGAGAAUAUGUCUGAGCAAUGCUGCACGGCUGCUGGAGAAAGCUGCAGUUCAAGGCAGACACGUGGUGGAUGCUCAGUACCUGCAGCAGGUGAAGGCACUGUGUGAGUACAGUGGUAAUGACUGGCACAGGGUUUACCUGCUCCGAGCCCUGCACAGACGCUCUGGCAGGGACUGCAUACUGUCACUGAUGAACAAUCCAAGCUGGAGAUGGGUCUUCCCUCCGAAGCUCCUCGAACUUCAGCGGAGGAUUCCAACCAACAUGGACAACUUCCUCUGCUGUGGGACGAGGUACCGAGCUGUGAGAGAUGCCCUGGCCCAGUUUCUGCUGGAGAAAAAAAGUGACACCUUCAUGGCUGAGAUUCAGAAGCUGAGAGGUUCUCAGAUCAGCCUUGUGGCCCUGGCCUUGUUCAGACAGGUCACCUGCUGCUACAAAUCACCUGACAGCAGAAUACAUCCCUCUGAACAGGAGAUUCAAGGACUGAAAGAACUCCUGAAAUGUAUCCAGUCAGUGGAGUUGAGGGACUUCUGCAGUUCUCUUCUGUUGAAUCAGAUCGGUGCACCGGGCUCAGGCCUCAACGUCAACAUGGCUGAGAAACAAACCCUCCUGGAGCUGCUGGUCCAUCUGGACUCUGUGCUCCUCAGUGAAAAUGCUCUACUGGUUCCUCUGUACCAGAUAGCCUCCCAGCCUCAGAACGUCACAAACUCCUUUCUGCCCACUAUGCCUGAUGAUCGCAGUAGUGAAGCUCGGCAGUGGUUGUUAAAAGAGAGAAGAUUACAGGAGUACUUUUGUGCCAAUGGACAUUCAAUAUUUGUCGGAGAGUGUGGUAGACCAAUGGUUACAUCCAGAUGCCCAGAGUGUGGAACUGAAGUUGGUGGCGUUAAUCACAACCCAGUUGAAGGAUUUACUAAAAACACAGGACAAAGAGUCGGAGAUCGAACUCGGACAGGACACAUACUAGGAGAGGCUCAUCAGAGGUCUGAAGCCCCUGAGAGACAGCUGCCUACUGCUCAGUGUUGCGUCCUGCGGCUGUUCACUCACCUCGCCAUGCUUCAAGGAGCCAUAAAAAAUCAAAGAGGCGUUGCUGACAUGAUCCACCCCAGGCCCCAUGAUGUUUUCGGCUUCCUGUGGAAACAUCUUGAAAAGGACAUGAGUGUGUUGAGGAAGACGCUGGAUCAGAACCCGGACAACACGGCUGUUGCUGUUCAUUUGAUCCUCAACACCUGCGCUGAGUCCACUGAAGGUCACCGCUGGGAUCUCUCCUCCAGACAAGGACGGCAAGAGUGGGAGAAGCUCGUCUGUGUUUCUGCCAUCAACCCAGUACUGCAGGAUUUGCAGAAGAAUCUUGCUGAAGUUCAGAAGAGAAUCAGUGAGGAUGAUGGACUUGCUGGAAGCCCCCUGAUGACUCUCCUCCACGGGGAUCCAGGGAACAUGUUGUCCCUCCACUCUGACUGCCCGACACAGUGCUCCUCUUUCUGGACUCUACCCGAGACGAUGACAGUGGAGCGUUUCUCUCAGCUGGUGGGGGGACAACAGUUACGCGGCUCCUUGCCCCUGCUCGUCCUGUUCCUCCAGAAGAUACACUGUGUGAGGCAGCUCCAUCACCUUCCUGAGCUGGCUGCUCUUCAGUCAGACCUGCUGAGAGCGUUUCCUCUAACGCCAGACGCAACGCCGCAGAGUAUCGCACAGAUGUUACAGCAAUUACCAGCAGGAUACCAGAGGAAGAUGCUGCUUGAGAGGGUGGAGAGAUUCAUGAAGGUGUGGAACAGCCUCCGAGCUGAGGUGGCAAACAACGCAACAGACUUGGGCGUGGAUAAUGUGAAGUUGUGUGAGACGGAGCUGACGGCCGAGAGCUCCGGGGAGUUUCUGACACCGUGUCGGCACGGACCGGGCUCGUGUCUCCGAACUCUGAUCGACCUCCUGUUGAACACUCACAACAGCCUGGUGAGAGAGGCCAGGAAGGCGAGCCGCCAGGAGGACAGCGAAUACAGUGUUCCUUUAGAGAAGAUAUCAGAGACCCAGCUGACCCUGUGCCACCCAGAGAGGGAGCUGCUCCCUCUGGUUUUAUCUCACUGCCAGUACACCCUAAAAAAGGGUGGUGAGACGGGCAGCAGCUACAACCUGCAAGGCAUCCAAACCGAGCUGGUCCGUCGCUUUCUGGCUGGAAAACCGAUUAUCCAAGCGGACACCUCAAGGUACCUCAACAGGCACCUACAGGAUUUCUCUGUGGUUCUAACCGAGGUCAGAGGCAAGAUCUCUCAGGAGCCGCUGAAGGGAUCGGUGAGCAGUGCCAUGAGAACGGUGCUGCGUUCAUUCACAGACGUGUGUGACGCUGUGCAUGUGGUGGAUAUCGGCCUUCGCUUUCUGGGCAAGACGGGUGGAGAUCCUCAGGGUCAACUCCUGUCCUACCUCACUGAUUCACUGCAGAUGGGGCCACAGAUUUCCAGCUCUGUAGCCAAGAGUCUUGCAGAGAGCAAACUGGAGCACAGCAUAUCUACCUGGCAGCUCCUGACUUGUUGGAAAUCUGAGCUCAUGCUGAACAGAAACCAAGACCCGUUUCAGAAGCUGCCCUCAGAGUUCCAGAAGAAGCUGUCUGAGGAGGAGAGGAAGGAGCUGAAGGGUUUCCUCGCCGUCACAGAUGUCGAAGCUUUCACUUUGGAGCUGCAUGAAAUACUGCUGCUGAAGACGAACAACGCCGUGCCUGACGAGGGCUACCAGCCACACUGGGACAUCAGGUCCACCUUAGAGAAUCAUUUGGAGCGGAAAGACCUUCCACCUCUGUUGGAGCUCGAGUCUCUGCUGGAGGACAUCACCCUCGCGCAGGGGGCUGACGUGUGGAGGGCUGCUGUAGAGUUUAGAAAGAGAUAAAUAUUUUCUAUUGAAAGCUGAUUUUAUUACUUUUAUGUGAUUCUUUUUGUUUUGAUAUUUUUUACUUAUGAGAUAUCUGGAUUGCAAUUGACUGUUCACCAUUGAUUCACUGCAUAUAAAAGGGUAUUAUUAGGGUAAAUAUUGUUUACAUUUUGAGAUGUCUUAUUUGUUAAGGGAGAGAGAAAGUGAAAAAAAUAAAUAAAGCAGGUCUUUUUUUCAUUAUAUCAUGUUCAGUCUAUUAAUGAGGUAUCAGGGAACAAUAAAUACAUUAAAUGAAA
This is a messenger RNA of Acanthopagrus latus (yellowfin seabream), 14046 nucleotides long. It is a transcript of the gene rnf213b, whose product is annotated as ring finger protein 213b. The transcript is spliced from 59 exons. NCBI's taxonomy places the organism in Eukaryota, Metazoa, Chordata, Actinopteri, Spariformes, Sparidae. Gene Ontology annotation, biological process: negative regulation of non-canonical Wnt signaling pathway; sprouting angiogenesis; ubiquitin-dependent protein catabolic process. The record is from RefSeq and is a predicted model, not a curated record. Gene Ontology annotation, molecular function: ATP hydrolysis activity; ubiquitin-protein transferase activity; metal ion binding. Gene Ontology annotation, cellular component: nucleolus; cytosol; membrane. Bases 59 to 13768 code for a protein of 4569 amino acids.